AUGCUCGCGCUGCACGUCGCGGGCGGCGCGGCGUACGGCGCGCGGUUGGCGGCGUUUUUGUUUUAUCGAAGCGUGACGUGGGACGAGUGGCGAGAACGCGCGAAGAACGCGCCGGAGGCGAACGCGAAGAGUUUCGCCAAGCAAACACUCGUCAUCGCGCUGUGCUCGGCGUUGUACGCGAUGAUGAGUUCGCCGAUGAUGUGGCACGCGCAAAACGUGAACGCGGUGAACGCGGCCAAGUACGCGGGCGUCAUCGCCGUCGGCUUGGCGCUCGAGUGGGUGGGGUUGAUUCUCGAAGCCGUGGCGGAUCAGCAAAAGUUCAACUACAAAGCCACCGAGGAAGGGAAGACGAAGUGGUGCUCGAAAGGGCUGUAUAAGUUUUGCCGUCAUCCGAAUUAUCUCGGCGAGAUCAUGUUCUGGGUGGGGUUGUACGUCGCGGGUUUUCCCGCCAUGUUGACGCGACCGAUCACGCUCGUGCCGUCUUCGCUCGGUUUACUCUUCAUCGUGAAACUGAUGACGAGCGCGGCGAAGCGUGGGGAUAAGAAACAGCUUGAGAAAUACGGUGAGGACAACGCGGCAUACAAAGCGUGGGUCGAAUCGACGUGUUCGCUCGUUCCUGGAAAUUAA
Messenger RNA from Ostreococcus lucimarinus CCE9901, 627 nucleotides. RefSeq lists its product with no specific name. Gene Ontology annotation, cellular component: membrane. The record is from RefSeq and is a predicted model, not a curated record. Lineage: Eukaryota; Viridiplantae; Chlorophyta; Mamiellophyceae; Mamiellales; Bathycoccaceae. Gene Ontology annotation, molecular function: oxidoreductase activity, acting on the CH-CH group of donors. Bases 1 to 627 code for a protein of 208 amino acids. The transcript has a single exon. Gene Ontology annotation, biological process: lipid metabolic process.